Ahaetulla prasina is the source of this 2760-nucleotide messenger RNA. RefSeq names its product endoplasmic reticulum-golgi intermediate compartment 1 (gene ERGIC1). The record is from RefSeq and is a predicted model, not a curated record. Bases 22 to 1050 code for a protein of 342 amino acids. Gene Ontology annotation, biological process: retrograde vesicle-mediated transport, Golgi to endoplasmic reticulum; endoplasmic reticulum to Golgi vesicle-mediated transport. NCBI's taxonomy places the organism in Eukaryota, Metazoa, Chordata, Lepidosauria, Squamata, Colubridae. The transcript is spliced from 11 exons. Gene Ontology annotation, cellular component: endoplasmic reticulum membrane; Golgi membrane; COPII-coated ER to Golgi transport vesicle.
GCGAGAGCGAGACCCAAAUGAAUGAAAGGCUCCCCGGCGCCCGGGCAGCGUCCGGGAGACUCUCCUCCCAUCACGCCCCUUCGAUGCUGGGAUCAAAAACGGCGACCUUUCCCAGUGGAAAGUGAGCUGAAUCACAGGUUCCCAGAUGUUCUAACAGAAGUCUCUCUUUGGAGAGCAGCUUCUGAUUGCUUCUCUCUGUUUGAUAUCUACAGAAAGGUGCCAAAGGACCUUACUCAGCCAACCUUUACAGGAGCAAUUAUCUCUGUUUGCUGCUGUUUCUUCAUAUUGUUUCUAUUCCUGUCUGAGCUUACUGGAUUCAUAGCCACUGAAAUUGUGAAUGAACUUUAUGUGGAUGAUCCAGACAAAGAUAGCGGGGGCAAAAUAGAAGUAAAUUUGAACAUCAGCUUGCCAAGCCUGCACUGUGAAUUGAUUGGAUUAGAUAUUCAAGAUGAAAUGGGAAGACAUGAAGUUGGCCACAUUGAUAACUCAAUGAAAAUUCCUCUGAAUAAUGGCGAUGGGUGCAGAUUUGAGGGUCAUUUCAGCAUCAAUAAGGUUCCAGGGAAUUUUCAUGUAUCAACACAUAGUGCCACUGCACAGCCUCAGAAUCCUGAUAUGACACAUGUCAUCCACAAACUCUCCUUUGGUGACAAGCUGCAGGUCCACAACAUUCAUGGAGCAUUCAAUGCACUGGAGGGAACAAACAAACUCAGUUCAAAUCCCCUUGCUUCUCAUGAUUAUAUACUGAAGAUUGUUCCUACUGUGUAUGAAGACAUGAGCGGCAAACAGCGGUACUCAUACCAAUAUACUGUAGCCAAUAAGGAAUAUGUAGCAUAUAGUCACACAGGACGCAUUAUUCCAGCCAUUUGGUUUCGAUAUGAUUUGAGCCCUAUUACAGUGAAGUACACAGAAAGGCGACAGCCUUUGUACAGAUUUAUCACAACGAUUUGUGCCAUCAUUGGUGGAACAUUUACUGUGGCUGGGAUUCUUGACUCCUGCAUUUUUACAGCCUCUGAAGCCUGGAAAAAGAUCCAACUAGGAAAGAUGCAGUAACAAAGCAAUCUUCAGCCUAGUCUUGUGAGAAGAAGCAUAGAAGAAAGAGCCCACGGCUAUCGAUUUUUCUUCGUAUCAUUUCAGUUGACAAAUGUCACACAAGCCGCUGGAAAAAUAAGGCUGCAGAAACAAAUAAACCUCCCAAACAACCAAUCAUAGUCUUUGAAAAUUAGCAUCAUUUGCAAGGGAACGUGGUUUUAUAUGUACCAUUCUCAUUCAAUGUUUUUGGGGUUUAUUGUCAUUUAUGUAUUACAAUUAGAUCUGACAGAUUGGUAUAAUUAUGUUUUAAAAUCUCAAAAGGCAACUUCGGGCAAGAUUUUAAUUAUGUAACUCAGAUUUUAUCCAAGAAUUAUAGAACUGAACAAUCAUACAGUACAAGUACUCCUUGACUUAUAGCCAGUCGUUUAGCAACUGCUUGAAGUUACAACAGACCUACCUUGGGACUACUUAUGACCCAUAUUCAAAGUUCCAGUGAUAGAUUUUCCCCCUGCAGUCACGUGACUAGACUUUGAGCGCUUGCUGACAUGGCCACGUUUGCAGCCAUUUGUGGCAUCCACGGUCACGUGACUGAAUUUAUGAUGAUUUGGCCAAAACCUGGAGUUACUUUCAAUUUUUGGCAAAACUGCAUUAAUAGUGAACCAUUGGUUUGUUUAAUGACCGUGGUGUUCUCUUAAUGACCUCAGUGGCCGCUUUAUGACCAUAUCAUUUGUUUUACAACUCAUGAUUUAUGGUCUUGAUGACUAGGCUCCAUUAUGAUCGUAACUUGAAGGACCAGCUGUACUGAACAAUAAUAUUGAUUUCAGUAACAUUUUGUUUUGUUAAAAAAACUAGCCCAGAUAUUCAGAACAGUCUAUUGAUCUUUUUGCAUUAUGUAUUUUUCAGAUGAACAGAAACCAAGAACCUAUGAUCUUGUUAUCUUUUUGGCAGCUGAGAAACAUUUCCUGGGUGAACAUUUAAACGGUUUAAUCUUCCUGGGAUUUGAUUCUCUAGCCCAGUUAGCCGAAAGAUGACAGUAAUUCUUUUAUUCUUCUGGAAGGUUAAAAUAUUUUUACUUAAUUUCCAACAACAUUUGAUCAUUUGAUAGAUAGAAGUAGCCUAAAAAAAUAGAAACAAUUAGAAAAAAUGAAGGAGUAUAAAUAAGUCUCAUUUGUAAAUAAGGCAGAUUAUGUUUUUGUAUUUGUGAGACUUCUCUUCUUACUUUUUGAAUGAUACAGAUCAUUCAGCUGUCCAGAUCAAAAAAAAUAAUUUAAAGGAAAAGCAAUGAAGACAAUACUUGGUCGAUACUCCAAUGGGGUAGAAGAGUAUCAUAUUUAAAAAGAGGAGUAUCUUCCAUAAAUACUGGAAAUAUAGUAAGUUAUCUAUCUUCAGGAAGUUAUUGGACAAUAACCUGCUCAUCUUUAAAAUGUUAAUUUCCAAGCAUUUGCCAAACUGGUAGCCUUAAAGGCAAGAACCUAGUUUAAUGAUUCUUAAAAGCUAGGUACCACGCUGUAUAAAAGGAAACUCAUUUUGUGUGUGAACAUUUUCUUUUGUAUCUGUUCUGAGUAUAAAAUAAUUGUUUAUUUCAUUCUGCAAGUGAAUGUGGGGACAAAGUGAUAAGGCAAAUAUCAUGCAAGUUAAUACUUUUUUAUAUGGUGUUGGCAUUGAUUUAUAGGGGCUUUCAAUAGAACCCACCAGUUUUCAUAACGACAACUCUUUUGAUAUACAGUAUGA